Molecule: messenger RNA, 4572 nt
Organism: Hemisphaericaspora subhashii
Lineage: Eukaryota; Fungi; Ascomycota; Pichiomycetes; Serinales; Debaryomycetaceae
Gene: GDB1
Product: bifunctional 4-alpha-glucanotransferase/amylo-alpha-1,6-glucosidase
Exons: 1
Coding region: 1-4572 (1523 amino acids)
Biological process (GO): glycogen catabolic process; glycogen biosynthetic process
Molecular function (GO): amylo-alpha-1,6-glucosidase activity; 4-alpha-glucanotransferase activity
Source: RefSeq, a predicted model, not a curated record
AUGUCAACCAAACGAACCAUUUUAUUCAGAUUAUCAAAUCUUGGAGAACCUGUUAACAAUGAAAACAUCAGCAAUGGUAUAUUCACUUUACCUCCAGUUGAAUUACCUAAAAGUUAUAAACCAGGUGAUGUAAUUUUUGAAAUUCAUUUCCAAUUAAAUGCUGCCAGUAAAGUAACUAAAAAUGGUACAUUCUUUACCAAUAUUCCCACCAAUUAUAAACAAGAUUUUGAUAGACAUAAACAUGCUUCAUUCCCAAUCCAUUCUUCAUUUCAUCAAGAUAUUACAAUUGUAGUUCCAAUUUAUAAACCAGGUGCUUAUAAUUAUUACAUUACUUAUGAUGAUGAAAAUGACUCAAGAAUAACAACUGAUAAAUAUUAUUUCAAUGUUUUACCAAAUUUAACUAUUGAUGGUCAAUAUGUUGCAUUCAAUUCGAUUAAUGUUCAAACUGUUAUAUCUAAAUGGAUUGGUCCUUUACUGAAUUGGGAUAAAUUCUUUGGAAUUGUUGCUGGGAAAGGUUAUAAUAUGAUUCAUUUUACUCCUUUACAAGAAAGAGGUGAAUCUGAUUCCCCUUAUUCAAUCUAUGAUCAAUUGAAAUAUGAUCAUCAUAUUUUUAAAGAUAAUAAAACUGCUCCUGCUGAAAUUCAAAAAGUUUUACAUAAACAUAAAUUAUUAUCUUUAACUGAUGUAGUUUGGAAUCAUACUGCCAAUAAUUCCGAUUGGUUAAGAGAAUAUCCUGAUGCAGGAUAUAAUGCAACCACUGCUCCACAUUUAACUCCUGCUAUUGAAUUAGAUGCAGCAUUGUUGGAAUUUUCUCUGAAAUUGGAAGAAUUUGAUUUACCGGUUGAUAUUAAAGAUGAAAAAGAUUUGAAAAAGAUUAUUGAAGGUAUUCAACAUCAUGUUUUAGAUAAAUUGAAAUUAUGGGAAUUUUAUGUCUUUUCUAGAAAACUGACAUUAUUCAAAAUGGAACAAUUAUUCCAAAAGAGAAAACAAGAAAUUACUCCAAUUAAGAUUCCAAAAGAAGUUGACAUUGAUAAUUUAAAACAAUUAUCUGCCUUCAUUCUCAAAACAACAAGAAUUCAUGAUAAACAUAUCAUUAGUGAAAGAUUUGGGAAUAAAUUAGAUAUCAAGAAAUUCUUGGGAAUUUUAUUCUCCGUUUUUCAUAUCAAUAUUGAUUUCGAUACAAUUGCAACCAAAGCUGGAGAUAUCAUAGAUAAAAUAAAUGCAGAAUUUUAUGCGAUGUAUGAUGAUGAUAUCAAAUCAAUCAAAACCCAAAUCUCAGAUAGAAUCAAAUAUAUGAGAUUAUCCCCCACCGGACCUAAGCUCGGCCCCGUUACUUCCAAAAACCCCUUAACCGAAAAUUAUUUCACCACAUUUGUUGACAACAAGGGCAAUAGACAAGCACUUGCUAAUAAUGGAUGGAUUUGGGGUGGGAAUCCAUUAGUUGAUUUCGCCUCCGAUCAAUCCCGGGCAUAUUUACGUCGAGAAGUUAUUGUUUGGGGUGAUUGUGUUAAAUUGAGAUAUGGAGAUAAAUAUGAGGAUUCACCAUAUUUAUGGGACAGGAUGAUUCAAUAUACGCAAGAAUCUGCCAAGACAUAUAAUGGAUUCAGGAUUGAUAAUUGUCAUUCUACCCCUUUGCAUGUUGGUGAACGAUUAUUGGAUGAGGCAAGAAAUGUAAAUCCUAAUUUAUAUGUCAUUGCUGAAUUAUUUUCCGGUAGUGAAGAAAUGGAUAAGAUAUUUGUGGAACGUUUAGGGAUUAAUACUUUGAUUAGAGAAGCUAUGCAACCUUGGGAUGUGAAGGAAUUGUCGAGAUUGGUUCAUAAACAUGGUGGAAGACCUAUUGGAUCAUUAACUUGGUUACCUUUGGAUGAUUUCACCUAUCCGGCUGAAAAUGAACCCAUUAAGAAUAAAUAUCUCGAUGCAUAUACUGAAUUGGAGAUCCCGACUGUUUUGACAUCACAUCCUCCUCAUGCUUUGUUUAUGGAUUGUACUCAUGAUAAUGAAACUCCAUACCAAAAGAGAACGGUGGAAGAUACGUUACCUAAUGCAGCUUUGGUGGCAUUUUGUUCUUCGGCAAUUGGAUCGGUUUAUGGAUAUGAUGAAUGUUAUCCUCAUAUUUUGAAUGUUGUUCAUGAACAUAGACAAUAUGAUUUAAAUAAUGAUAAUGGAAUUGGGAAAGUUAAGGCGAAAUUACAUAAGAUUAGAAAAGAUCUUGCAUUGGAAAGUGAAGAUAUUUCUCGUGAUCAUGAAAUGUAUAUUCAUCAUGAAGGUCAAUAUAUUACUAUUCAAAGAUAUAAUGCCCGUACUGGGAAAGGAUGGUUUUUGAUUGCUAGAACUAAAUUUUCCAAACAUUUACCGGAACAAAUAUUAUCACCAGUUGUGUUAACGGGUGCAAAAGUGAAACAUGAAUUUAGUUAUACUUUAAAGAAAACCGGGAAAUUUGAACGGGAUGAAAAGAUAAUCACUGGUAUUCCUGUCAAAGUUGAAGAACUCAAAUGUCCAAAAUUAAUCGUUAAUUCCCAUGAAACAAUUAUUGAAGUUGAUGAAUCUUUCAUUCCAGGUUCUAUAUCUGUCUUUUCCACCGAAAUCCCAGGAGUAGAUGUCUCAUUAGAUAAUUUUGUCAAAGAAGGUGCCAUUGAAGCUUCUGUUGGAUUGGAUUUAUACGACUUGAAUGCAUUAUUAUACAAAUCAUCCCCGGAAGAAUUGGAUGCCAGUGCAGGUAAAGAAAACGUAUACACCCUUCCAGGAUAUGGACCAUUAGUCUAUGCUGGUUUGGAAGGUUGGAAUGCGGCGUUGAAACAUGUGAUUUGGUCAAAUAAUCUCGGUGAUCCAAUUUGUGAUCAUUUAAGACAAGGUGAAUGGGCAUUAGAUUAUAUUGUCAAUCGAUUAGAUAAAUAUGUUGCCAAAUCGAAAAACUUGGGGAGAUUUCAAGAUUGGUUACGGUCGAGAUUUAAUGCUGCCAAGAAGGCUCCAUAUUUUUUAAGACCACAUUAUUUUGCCCUUAUUGUGGGUAUUGCUUAUGAAGCUGCUAGAUUUAGAGCGAUUAGAGGUUUGGGGAUCAAGAUCCAACAAGCUACCAAUUUUGUCCAACGUCUUGGAUUGACCAGUAUUCAAAUGGUUGGAUAUAUGAAUAAUACGUCCUUAAAGCCAACUGAACAAGUUGCUUGUAUGGCCGCUGGUUUACCUCAUUUCAGUAGUGAUUAUAUGAGAUGUUGGGGAAGAGAUGUGUUUAUUGCAUUUAGAGGAUUAUUAUUAGUUCCGGAAAGAUAUGAAGAUGCUAAACAACAUAUCCUUGCCUUUGGUCAAACUUUAAAACAUGGAUUAAUGCCAAAUUUGUUAGAUGCUGGUAGAAAUCCAAGAUAUAAUGCAAGAGAUGCUGCUUGGUUUUAUUUACAAGCGAUUCAAGAAUAUGUGAAGUAUGUUCCUAAUGGUGUUGAUAUCUUGGAUGAAAAAGUCAAAAGAAGAUUCCCAUUAGAUGAUACUUAUGUUGAAUAUACUGAUCCAAGAGCUUUCAGUUAUGAAUCUUCAAUUAGAGAAAUCAUUUUUGAAAUCUUACAAAGACAUGCUGCUGGGAUUAAAUAUCGUGAAGCCAAUGCUGGCCCUAAUUUAGAUUCACAAAUGAAAGAUGAAGGAUUUAAUGUUGAGGUUCAUAUUGAUUGGGAAACUGGUUUGGUUCAUGGUGGAUCUCAAUUUAAUUGUGGAACUUGGAUGGAUAAGAUGGGAGAAAGUGAAAAAGCCAAGAAUAAGGGUGUACCUGGUACUCCACGUGAUGGAGCUGCUAUUGAAUUACAAGGAUUGAUGAAGAGUGCUUUAAGAUUUGUUAAUAAAUUACAUAAGCAAGGUAAGUUUGAAUAUAAAGAAGUUAAAAGAAGUGAUGGAUCAACCAUUUCACUUAAAGAUUGGGAACAAUUGAUUCAAGAAAAUUUUGAAAAGUGUUUCUAUAUUCCAGCUGAUCCUAAAGAUGAUAGCAAAUAUAAUGUUGAUCCUUCUUUGAUUCAUAGAAGAGGUAUUUAUAAAGAUUUAUACAAAUCCGGAAAACCUUAUGAAGAUUAUCAAUUAAGACCAAACUUUUCGAUUGCUAUGUGUGCUGCUCCAGAAUUAUUUAGUCCUGAGAAAGCGUUGGGUGCAUUAAGACUUGCUGAUAAAGUAAUUCGUGGUCCUGUUGGUAUGAGAACUUUAGAUCCUGAUGAUUGGAACUAUCAUCCAUAUUAUAACAAUAGUGAAGAUAGUGAUAAUUUUGCAACUUCCAAAGGAAGAAAUUAUCAUCAAGGACCUGAAUGGGUUUGGAAUCUUGGAUAUUUCUUACGAGCAUUCUUAUUGUUUCAUUAUAUUGGGGAUUCACUUUCUCAUACUAAAUCUGGUGAUCCUUCAGAUAAGAUAUUAACUGAAUUGAAAGAAAGAUUACAGGGUAAUAUCAAAUGGAUCAAAGCAACUCCAUGGGCUGGUUUAACUGAGUUGUCUAAUAAAGAUGGGGCAAUUUGUCAUGAUUCCAGUCCAACCCAAGCAUGGAGUAGUUCAUGUUUGUUGGAUUUAUAUUAUGAUUUAUGGAAUGAUGAACAUUACCAUAAACAUUAG